UAUGAGCACACAUCACGUGCUACAAUUCAGCUCUCAUUGGUAGCCAUGGAAACUUUUAACCUUUAACCUUUUUUUAAAGUUGUAAGAGAAAAUAUAAGUUCGAUCAUCAGUUUGAAACGUUUGCUUCUAAACGUUGGUUAUUACAGUUUAUUCCCAGGCUUCUGCCGAAUAAAAAUUACAACCAUGUUUUUAAAAGUUGUAAUUUUACUUUUAUGCGUUACUUACGCAGUUUCUGAAUACGUAAACUCUGCAGAUUGUCAAAAUACGACCGUUUUUAGCAAAAAUGUGCAAAUGGAAGUAUCUGAAUGCAACUCCGAACAUGAACAUUGCCCAUUAUAUCAAGGCACGGUUCAUAAAGUGACAUUCCAUUUUGAACCAACGAAAGAUUUCGCAUCCAAUACUGAUUUUCGAGUUCAUGGAGUAUUUCCGAAAUUCACAGUCCCCUACGGCAGAAGAGGUCAAGCUUGUGAUGGAAUCGUCGAUGAGCAAGAAGCAUGCAAAAAUAGUGGAUUCGUUACCUCCCAACAAUACAAGCAUGAAUCAACUUUUGCUGUGUCCAACACUUAUCCAAAGAUCAAGCUGCGUGUAAGAUUCUCGAUGUCUGAUAGAAAGACCAAAGAAUAUCUUCUGUGCAGAGAAGUUCCUGUUGAGAUCAAGGACCCUCUGCCCACACCUUCCCCACAGGAAAAUGAAGCAAAAUGAGCUUCAUAAUUCUAAAAAUGUACAUCUGUUUUUUUUUUGUACAGAACUGAAAAUUUUAAGCACAUCUUCAUAUUUGGGUAAUAUAGUGCCAAAAUAAAAUGACAUGCUUUAAAGAGAACUGAAGAAAAUCAAAAUUUUAUUUAACAAAAUGUUUAUAUUUUGGUCUCAUGUUUGUUGUUAACAUAUAAAACUGUGUUUUAAAAAAUGUCACAUUUCGUCCAUUUUUUGGAAAAUAAAAUCUUUUAAUGGAACUGUUA
Molecule: messenger RNA, 959 nt
Organism: Stegodyphus dumicola
Lineage: Eukaryota; Metazoa; Arthropoda; Arachnida; Araneae; Eresidae
Product: NPC intracellular cholesterol transporter 2-like
Source: RefSeq, a predicted model, not a curated record